UUGAUAUUUAAAAUGAUAUGAAACUCCUUUCUAACUUUUAAUCAAGAAAAAUGGCAGAGCCAGAGGGUCGUCGAGGGUUCGCUUGGCAAGAGGAUGAGGAAUUCCUUAGAAAAGUAGAAGUUGAGGUGCUUAUCCCAAAAAAGAUGAGGGAGAAAGCAAAACUACGAUGUUCAGAGUAUGUUGAUGAAUUCACUAGAUGCUGUAAGGAGAAAGGACUGACCAUGGCAUUUUCAUGUCGAAAGGAAAAUAGAGCACUAAAGGACUGUAUUAGUGGAUACUACCAGGAUAAGGAGUUCUUUGAAAUGUGCAAGAAAGAGUAUUUAGCUGAAAGGAAGGAAUUCAGGGAGACGGGAGUGAGACAGAAGGACAAACAAAAGGCAAAGACAGAAACAUCGAGAUGAUGAGGACAAAUCAUCCUGCCUUUGUUCGCUUUCUCAAACAUUCUUCAUGAACUAUUCUGUGAGAUUUUGGUGGAGUGAAUCUUUGCAUAGCAUUGAUGCUUUUAGAUGAGCUACAAUUAUCAAAGCAAAACUGCAAUUUGCUUUAUUAUUCCCAAUAUGAUGAUAAUGUGAAAAAGAUUGAAAGCAGGAAGACUAAAUUAUAUUGUAAGGAAAAUAAUGAUUGCAGAUUGCAGCACAAAUUUUUCUCUUCUAUUUGUAUAAAAAAAAGUUUGUUUAAAUUCUUUGGUAGUUUAUAUUUAGAUGUCCAAAAUACAAGAAAGUUAUAUAUCAGUGUGAGAAUAAUAAGUACUGAUAGUAAUAACCAAUUGAAGAAAAAAAAAGCAAAAGAAGAAAAGGCAUUCCCUCUUCUUUUUUUUUUUUUGGGGGGGGGGCAUGUCGGUGAUGGAAAUGAACAAAGUGAUCUCUCCCUAACAAUUAUCCCAAAACCAAUUGCAUAAAAAGGUUGCUGAAAAGGUUGUAUAUGAACAGUCUUAUGAAGAAAAAUAGAGAGCAAUAGAUUUAAUGGAAAUUUUGUUUUUCUUUAAAUGAGAAUGGAGACUUGUGUACUCUGUUAACUGGAUUUUAGAAUAAAUUGUGUGAGGUGUUGGCUAAACUCCCUUAUCAAUUGCUCUACAUGAUAUUUCUAAAGCGCCAUCAUGUGGUUAAGUGUAGAUAACAACAUUUAAGGGCUACAGGAUCAUCACCAUAAUGGAAGAAAAGGUUCCUUUAGGCGGGAUAAAGUUGCGUUUAUAUUUUAACAUUUUUCCUGACCGCUUUCCUUGCAAAUCCAGGGUGUAUCGUAUGUACAGUAUAGUUUUAUAGGGUAAUUUCAAUCAACCGCGAUUAUUCUAUUGAAAUUAGAUCAGGGAAUCGUAUCAUAACCCUCAUUGGAAAAAGGAAUUCUAUUAUCCAUCAAAUCAGAAUCUGAGCAUUUAUGUAUUUUGCAAUAUUAUCUGGAAUCUUUUUUAUAAAGUUUCCUUCAAUUUAUUUGUCUGUGGCAUUUAUUGUACUAUGUGAUAACUCUGUUUGCCAUCACACAUCCAAUCAUGUGAUCACUUAAAUGAUCAUUUAUUAUGAGCGGGCAAUAAGGAGCAUCCAUGACAGUAUUUCAUCUUUUCUUACAAAGUCAGUCUGCAAAGCAGGCACAUUAUUGCCCGUUUCUGAAGUCGAGUUUAACUUAGACCACGAUCUAAAUCUGUGCUAAAAUUAUGGGGAGCCAAAAAUUCAAAAUUUCUGUUUUACUGUUUUGUUUCCUUUUGCUUUCACAAGGCGGAAAAAUACUUCAAAAUACUUCAGCUAUCAUUCUCAGACAAUUAUGAACGAUUUGGGUGUCAUAUGAGUCAAUAAAUUGGAUGUGUAUUGUUAGGGAUUUGUGCCCCAAAUGGCUCUCCAUACUUAAACCACAACUAUUAACCAGGGUUUGAUUUAAUCCCGAGUUCAGAAUACGGGCCUAUGUAUUUUUAUGUAUUCGUACUCUAAUUUUUUACUAAAAAAAAGAAAAUUGAAUAUGUUGAAAGUCUUUGAUAAAAGAAGAAUACAUCUGUAAAUAAUUCUGUGAAAAAAACAAUGAAUUAAAAUGCAUAAUGUAAUGACUAAUUA
This is a messenger RNA of Lytechinus pictus (painted urchin), 2039 nucleotides long. RefSeq names its product COX assembly mitochondrial protein homolog. The record is from RefSeq and is a predicted model, not a curated record. The coding region runs from base 51 to 401 and encodes 116 amino acids. The transcript is spliced from 4 exons. Gene Ontology annotation, cellular component: mitochondrion. Lineage: Eukaryota; Metazoa; Echinodermata; Echinoidea; Temnopleuroida; Toxopneustidae.